UGUUCGCUAGGUGUCAGUAAACGAAGUGACAGAGGUCAACAACGUCGCGAAGAAGAAAACGGCCUCGUUCUAGAAACAUGCCGAGAUAUCUAACAUAGAUAGUUUUUUACCAAAAAACAUAAAUCUUGCUUCGUGGCAAAAAUGCCUCGCUAUGCGCAGAUUGUUAUGGGCCCCGCUGGUAGCGGAAAGAGCACCUACUGCGCCACAAUGAUCGAGCAUUUCCAGUCUUUGAACCGCUCGGUUCAAGUGGUCAAUCUGGACCCUGCAGCUGAGCAUUUUGAGUACCCUGUUAUGGCAGACAUCCGGGAACUCAUCCAGGUGGACGACGUGAUGGAGGAUGACUCUCUCCGGUUUGGCCCCAAUGGUGGCCUAGUCUUCUGCAUGGAAUACUUUGCCAACAACUUUGACUGGCUAGGAGAAAGCUUGGGUCACGUAGAGGACGACUACAUCCUGUUUGACUGUCCAGGUCAGAUUGAACUGUAUACUCACCUUCCUGUCAUGAGGCAGCUGGUUGAUCAGCUCCAGCAGUGGGAGUUUCGGGUGUGCGGUGUCUUCCUGGUUGACUCCCAGUUCAUGGUGGAGUCUUUUAAGUUUGUUUCAGGAAUCAUGGCCGCGCUUAGUGCCAUGGUGUCGUUGGAGAUCCCCCAAAUAAACAUCAUGACAAAAAUGGACCUGCUCAGCGCCAAAGCUAAGAAAGAAAUUGAAAAGUACCUUGAUCCAGAUAUGUACUCCAUGAUGGGAGACAACUCUGAUACCCUGAGAAGCAAAAAGUUCAAGAAGCUGACCAAAGCUAUCUGUGAACUGAUUGAUGACUACAGUAUGGUAAGAUUUCUGCCUUUUGACCGCACUGAUGAGGAAGGUAUGAGCAUUGUUCAGCAGAACAUUGACUUCUCCAUACAGUACGGUGAGGACCUGGAGGUCAAGGAGCCAAAGGAAGUUGAUGAAGAGGCAGAUAACACCAAUUAUGAUGAGUUUUUUCAAAGCAAAGUGGACAACUAAGAAAUGUCAUUUUAAAGACAUUGGAUGUACAGAUGUAAAUACAGAAGAACCAGGAAGUGACAAAGUCACGCUUUUCUCAUAAUUGUUUGUUGUUAUGAUAAAUCAGUCCCUUCAGGAUUUCGCAAUAUAGGCCAAUUCAUUGAAAUUAUGCACGUCGACACAACCUUCUUCCGCACUUGCCCCAUAAAUUGUUGCCAAUUUGUCUCUGAGUGGCGCUGAAAGAUGCAAGACAAUUUUAAAUUUAAAACUUCUGUCAGUUUUUUGGGUAGACAAAGCGGGAAUAUUAACAUAUAACAAUAUAUCAACUAUUUAUUGCUCAAAUAAUUGUCGUCCUCCCGCCUCUGCCAGACCCUCCUCUGGUCUCUGUCAACAAGAGACCGGAGGCCUUUUGGGUAAUGUAGUAUACACACAUUUACUUAAACGUAUUUAUAUAGUCAUUUUAAGUUUUAUUUACCCAAGGUAAGACAAUUAAGAACAUAUUUUCAUUUGCAAUGCUGACCUACCAAAGAGGCAGCAAUUGCAUGUAAGAGUGUGAAGUAUGAUGAUAAUUUAGCAUCAUCUCUCAUUUACCAACAAAAAUGACCACUAUAGAUGCCCUCAACAGUUCACAAAUGCUCUUUAGGUGUUGGGGUUAAUGUGUUGGAACAUAAAAAAUGUUGAAAAUGGACAAACCCUUUUCAAAUGUAAAAUACACACGGAGAAUGUCAGCGACUUGUGGACGACGAAGUAGACAGCAGUGUUUCUUUCUGUAACUAUAAUCAUUAUUAGUUCUAAACAACUUAAACAAUACAGUCAUUUGAUAAUGGGCUCUAGAAGUAUGUACUUUUACUGACGUCUACUGUCUACUUUUACUCGUAGAACAACACAUUUUUUGUUGAACUCCUGUGUCUCUUCAGAUUCAAGUUUUAAGGAACACUUAAAACAUUGAUAACAAAUUUUUUAAAUCACGGGUUGAAUCAAUUUUGGUGUUAAAAAUAAACCUUAAAGCAGUGGUUCUUAACCUGGGUUCGGUGAGUCGGCCUCAGGGGUUUCGGGGGAGCCUCCUCUGCGGAGGCCAAGACACAUCUUACUCAUCGUGUAAAUAAAAAAUUCUCCCAAUCAGCGUAUUACGGAUACCCCCAAACAAUGUUCCCUCUAAUUUUUCAUCCGAUUUGCAGGUGUUUAAUUUCUUGUGGUUCAUGCACAGUUCAUUUUGUGCAACAUUGUCUUGAAUUUGAAAAGAAUAAUGGUCAUUUUUUUUUACUAAAGAAGGGUUCAGUGAAUGCGCAUAUAAAACCUGGCGGGGUUCCGUACCUCCAACAAGGUUAAGAACCACUGCCUUAAAGUAUUGCAACCUUUGCCUCCAAUUCCUGGAAAAUCUGUCACGGAUUCAUAAUCUUUAGGCCGCCACAAUCACAAAAAAGCCUGCAAACUCCUGGAGGGACUGACCUAUGUGAAGUGACAGUCCUUUGGACCUACAUGUACAUCUAAUGUAUCACUAUAAUGAUAACCAGAGGCAUAGUAACAUUUUUCAAGUGGACGGAUGUUUUGUUAGGAAAUACCUUGUAAAUGCUUUAUUUUGAUAAUAAAUCACUAGUUAAAAUGCA
Messenger RNA from Nerophis ophidion (straightnose pipefish), 2585 nucleotides. RefSeq names its product GPN-loop GTPase 3 (gene gpn3). NCBI's taxonomy places the organism in Eukaryota, Metazoa, Chordata, Actinopteri, Syngnathiformes, Syngnathidae. The transcript has 8 exons. Bases 142 to 999 code for a protein of 285 amino acids. The record is from RefSeq and is a predicted model, not a curated record. Gene Ontology annotation, molecular function: GTPase activity.